Molecule: messenger RNA, 786 nt
Organism: Syzygium oleosum
Lineage: Eukaryota; Viridiplantae; Streptophyta; Magnoliopsida; Myrtales; Myrtaceae
Exons: 2
Coding region: 96-662 (188 amino acids)
Source: RefSeq, a predicted model, not a curated record
CCUCCAUUAACGUCCAAAAACAAACCUCGCUUGCUGAUCUUUUCUCUAUCUCCGUCGCCAUCUCUCUCUCUCUCUCUCUCUACAACAUAGUUAUCAUGAAUCACCGCUCACCCCACCCGACCACCCGCCGCCGCCCCGCCGCCCGCGCUCCCCCGGCCCGGGUGCCCUCGGACUGGUCCCUGCAGACCUUCCCGCCGGAGGGCCACGCCGACCUGGUCCGCCGCCGGGGCGGCCUCAUCUCCGUCCCCUGGAGGCUCGCGCUGCCGCCCUGGCUUCCGUCUGCGGCCCCCGAGGCGGCAGCGGGGGGACCGGCGAGGCUGCUGCUGAACGUGACGGUGGAGCGGAGCCUGGGGCCGGUGCAGGUGGUGAUGGCGGCGGAGAAUAGCGUGGGCGACCUGGUGAGGGCGAGCGUGGAGGCGUACGGGAAGGAGAAGAGGCGGCCAUUGCUGAGAGCGAGCGACCCUCGCUGCUUCGAGCUUCACUACUCGCCCUUCAGCUUGGAGUGUCUAAGGCCAGAGGAGAAGCUGAUAAACUUGGGGUCAAGGAACUUCUUCCUCUGCAGCAAGCGCUCCACGUCCUCCAGUUCCUGUGGCUCUGAAGAAGCCAAAAUGGGGGCAUGCUCCCCAUUAGCACUGACCCAUCUGAUGGACUUCCUCCUAUAGAUCAGCCCCUCGGUUCAGUAGAUGUACGAGAAGUCAUGUAGUCGGCACGUGCCCAACGACGCGCGAAUUGCGAAUCGGGGCGAAUUACCCGUGAGACAAAUGAGAUCAAGGUUUUUAGAUUGAA